UAUCUACGUUUCGCAAUCGAUCAGUUACAACUGCGCGUUGAAACAAUAUUAUUAUCGCUUGUAACUAAAAAGUAAUUUGAAAUAAAUUUACGGCGGCAAUAUUCUAGAAAAAUUCAACAGCUGCCACAGGCAAUUUCACUUUCCCCGAAAUAAAGAUGAAAAAAAAACGUGCGAAGUUUCUCUCGUACACCGUCGAGUAUCGGCCGCGAAGAAUAACCUCCCGAGCGGUUCACGAGUGCGUGAAGUGCGGCGCCUGUUUCUGCCACACGAGGAAGCUGGUUGAACACCUGAAGAAUCUGCACGGCAUCGACAGAGCGUUCAGCUGCGACGAAUGCGGCAAGACGUUCCGAAGUCCCAUGAACAUAGCGCGGCACAAGCUGAUUCACACCGGCUCGAAGAGAUUCGCCUGCGACUUGUGCGACUACAGAUCGAACCAGAAGUCGAAUCUCGAGAGCCACCGUCGACGGCACACCAAGGACUACUCGUUCAGAUGCGAACGCUGCGGCAAGGGCUUCGUCCUCAGAACCGAAUACCUGGAGCACGUGAACACCCACACGAGAAAGCAGCUCUAUCGGUGCGAUCAUUGCAACAAGUCCUAUCCUUACAAGAAGAACCUGACUAAUCACCUGAGGACGCAGCACGCUGGCGUUCUGCCACCGGAAGUGAGAAACGACGGGCAGAGGCACAGGCACGCGUGCACGAUCUGCCUGGAAGGUUUCCAGCGGAAAUCGUUUCUCGAGAGACACUUGAAACAACGGCACGGACUGUCGAACGAAAGUGCGAGACACCUGUGCGAUCUGUGCGGAGCGGUUUUAUCGUCGAAGCGGCGGCUGAUGGUGCACAGACGGGGCCACGCAAACGAGAAGAUCGUCAAGUGCGAUUUAUGCGACAAACAGUUCGCCAGCGUGGAGAACCUCAGCGUUCAUCGGCGUGUGCACACCGGGGAGAAACCGUACGGUUGUUCGCAGUGCGGACGAAGGUUCACGCAGAGAACGUCAUUGACUCUGCAUCUUAGCCACUGGGGCAACGUUCGCGACGAGUUCAGCAGCUGCGAAGAUUUCAGAAUCAAGAGCGAGGACAUUCUUCUCGAUCCUGGACAAAAAUUCGAGGGGAACGAAAAGGUCUGCGACCUUUGUCAGGAGAAGUUUCACUUCGUGACCAGAUUGGUGGCACAUCUGAGGAUCGUUCACGGUAUCCACAGGCCCUUCAAGUGUGUCACGUGCGGGAAGACUUAUCCGCAGCAGUUCAUGUUAAAUGCCCACGUGAAAAAAUCGCACACACCGAAAACGAUGCCCUGUGGACAAUGCAGUUUCAUGGGUGUGAACGCCAUCGACGUGGAGAGGCACGCGAAACGACACCAUCGAGACGUGAAGUUCACCUGUGAGAUCUGCAGCGAGAACUUCGUGGACAAGGAUUCCUUGAUGACUCACACGACCAUGCACAACUUUAUGCAGUUUCAUCAGUGCAACGCUUGCGGCACUACGUUCGACGACGUGUACAGCCUGAAGGAGCACAACCGUUUGUACCACUACGAUCCGGCGACGUUGAUCCAAGAGAAGCUGGAGACGGAGGCGCCGCAGCAGGACACCGCGACGGAGCACAAGUGCGACGUCUGUGGCAAGGCUUACAAGUACAAGUCGGUGUUGAAGCAGCACAAAGUGAAAGCCCACGGCGACGUGCCGAGCUACGAGAGGCGUCGUUAUCUGUGCGCUCUCUGUGGCAAAGAGCUGAAAACCGCGAAAGGCCUGGAAAUUCACAAUCGGUCGCACACAGGCGAAAAACCGUACACCUGCGAGGUGUGCGGCAAGUGUUUCGCCUGCGAAACGCUGCUCAGGACUCAUAACGUCACUCACACUGGCGAGAGGAAGUACUCCUGCGACCAAUGCGGCAAAGCUUUCACGCAGAGGUCCACGUUGGUUGUUCACAAGCGUUAUCACACCGGCGAACGACCGUACGUUUGCCCCCGGUGUGGAAAAGGCUUCGUCACCAGGACUGUUUUGAACACCCAUAUGAAAUCCUGUCGUUAAGAGAAUAAAUCCUGACGAGAAUGUAUGAGAAACGGGUAGUGUUUGAAACAGGUAUAGGGCCUUUCUGUUGAAGGGACGUGGUGCUCCAAGUAAGACUGGGACUAUUUGCGAAACUUUAUAGCAGCAGGAUAUAAUUUUAAUUCGUACGUGUACCAGGAAUGAUAUUUCUCUUUCGUUUAAAUAUUUACAAGCUAUUUGAGAUUGCAAUUAUUCCUGUGGCUUGAAUUUUGGGAAUAUCUCUCCAGAUCACUUGUCAGAUACAAAAUAGAAGAUAGAUUUAUGAAGAAAAUUCUAUGACUUUUGUGAAGAGAAUUUCAUAGAUUUUUUUCCAACGAAUUUUCUCUUCGUAAAAAUUGUGAAAUUUUCUUCAUAAAUCUGUGAAAACAUUUUAAACAACGAUGACAGUAUAUUGUAUGUAUGUAUCAUACGUACUUCCAUAUUUGACAUUUGAAUAUUUCAAAUUAAUUUCCAAUAGUUCCAGUUCUUUGAAAUAUCUAUACGCAAAUGGGGAUUCCGGUAUUGAUUAAACCGAGAGGAAAGAAAAAAAAAACUCAUGUUCUAUAAAAGUCACAGUUCAGAAUAACUUGUACAAAAUAAGAAUCAACGCGUGACAAUAAAUAUAAUAAAAGAGUCCAAUGUGA
Molecule: messenger RNA, 2668 nt
Organism: Frieseomelitta varia
Lineage: Eukaryota; Metazoa; Arthropoda; Insecta; Hymenoptera; Apidae
Product: zinc finger protein 585B-like
Exons: 5
Coding region: 156-2027 (623 amino acids)
Source: RefSeq, a predicted model, not a curated record